AUAUCUAUUUACCAAUUAAUGAGUGUAAAUCGUGUCGUUAUAAAAAACCUAUUUUCGUGUCACCACGGGCAAGAAUAAAUGCACAAAUAUAGUAGAAUACACAGUUGAAUGCAGUUAAACCUCUGUGUGUGCGAAAAACCUAUGGACCCACGAACUGAACUCGAAAAUAUAUUGGCAAUCUAAUAUGUAACAUAUGUACAUAUGUACGUACGUGCAUAUAUAUAUGUGUGAAUUUGUCCUUUUUUAUUUAUGUAGCUCGGGGAAAAAUAGAUAUUGAGAGAACAUUUUGAUGUGCAGUAUUCAGCAGAAAAUAUUGACGUUUUCCCUGCCAGCGAACACAGCAAGGACAAGCCAAAUGUAGUGCAAACGUCAGAGGAAUCCAUAAUUGAUUUAAAAACAAUAAAAGUCCUUGAAAAGAAGAAAAACCAUCUGAGCCCUCUGUGGUUGUAGGUGUCCAAUAAGGUUUUUCUGCCUCUCUUGCAAAAGAACUUGAGCGGAAAACAAUCAAAAUCCAAUCGGAAUUACCAGAAGAUGGCUUUUGGCCGUAAGGGAUCAGAUAAUUGCAAACCGAGGAACUUGGCUAUUAUGAAAUACGAUACUGCGCAGUCAGAAGAAUAUUAACUAAAAGCGAACUUCACUACAACUGGUGUCAAAUGCUACAUAUACUCUAGAGAAACGCAAGCAACUCGGAGGAUUCUAGGUAAUUUCGAUACAGCACUUCAAACUGGAUGCCAUGUCGUCUACAUCAUCGAUUGAUACACCAACAACUCCAACGACUCCACCUCAGCAGCAUCAGCAUGAACAAACUACCACGGCUAUUGUAGCUAGUCAACAGCAGAAGCAGCAGCGAAAGUCGCAAAAUGCCAAAGGUUCUUCUUCUAAUGCACAGUCGUCGGCGACGUCACCAUUAGUAACUGAGAAUAGUUUUGUCAUUGCUCAAGCCCAAGCGCUUUUGCCGUCCUCAUCGUCAUCUACCAACUGCACGGACACCAUUGCAGCCGUGCACCAGCAAAGGAAGUCGUACUCGUUGGUGAAGAAGCAACCAUCUUUGCGAUAUCAGGGGAAACAGAUUCAGCUCCUGCCAAACUCACCAACAACAAUGACAUCUUCGGAGCCUGCGGCGGGGCCAUCGUUAGCCAAUGACGCCUCCGCGUCCAUCCUCAGUCCACCAGAUGUUUCAUCGCACUGCUGUAGCAAUAUAAAGGCUAACAUAACUCCAUUAACAUCACAGAAGAUGCACCGAACGAUUCCAUCUGAUAAAAUUAACCUACGCCUAAUUCUCGUUAGUGGUAAAACAAAAGAAUUUAUAUUUAACCCAUCAGAUUCCGCAGGUGAUAUUGCACAAACAGUAUUCGAUAAUUGGCCCGAAGAUUGGACCCGAGAAGCUGUAUCAAAAGCGGACAUCUUGCGUUUGAUUUACCAAGGGCGAUUUCUUCAUUGCAAUGUAACCUUAGGAGCACUGGGACUUCCAUUGGGCAAAACGACUGUUAUGCAUUUAGUGCCACGUGAUAAUUUGCCAGAACCCAAUUCACAAGAUCAAAGACAAAACAGUAAAGGCGGUUCGGGACGAUGCUGUUCAACCAAUUGCUGUAUUUUGUAACUAAAUUACUAUUAUCUACUAGCGUAAUAUUUAAAUAAAUUUAAAAUAAAACCAACUAAAGUUACAUUUUUUGUGCAGUUAAAUGUAUAUUUAAACUAUGAACAUGAAUGUCUCGAUGAACACAAGGCUUCUCGCUUUACCUAAUUAUGUAUAUACAAUAUGUAUUUUAAAUAUGUACACAGACAGGAAUUUAAAGGCGUCAUCGAAAUGCGUAUACUCUAUGUUGUAUUAAAGUUGCUAGACUGCAAAAUUAUACCUUGUAAUAUACAAAAUAUAACUUACGAAUAAAACGCUACAUAUUUUUAGAAAUCAGACUUGAGAAGCUAAUUAGAAAAACAAUAUGUAUUCACGAAUGUAAAAAAAAAUACAAAAAAAAGGAAACAAACAGCAAAACGUAAAAAAUAGAAGGAAAAACUAAUUAACCGCACAAAAGAGAUACUUUUUCCGUUUGCUUUGCUGAUUUCAAGCGUACGUUCAACAGAAUAAUUAAAUCCGGUAAUACUUAUUAUGUACACCAGCCAGAUCGAUUUUCGUUCACACAAUUUAGAUAUUCAAGACCUUAUUUUUUGUACAUACACACAUAUUUAAUUAGACCCUAAGUGUUUUCUUCUGUUAAGUUUUAAAAUAUUCUCUGUAAAGUCUAACUUAAAGCCAAUACUAAAUAAAUAAUCCCAUAUACCCUCAAA
This is a messenger RNA of Drosophila kikkawai, 2286 nucleotides long. RefSeq names its product ubiquitin like 3 (gene UBL3). Gene Ontology annotation, molecular function: protein binding. The record is from RefSeq and is a predicted model, not a curated record. NCBI's taxonomy places the organism in Eukaryota, Metazoa, Arthropoda, Insecta, Diptera, Drosophilidae.